Numida meleagris (helmeted guineafowl) is the source of this 1655-nucleotide messenger RNA. RefSeq names its product chromosome 8 CXorf56 homolog (gene STEEP1). NCBI's taxonomy places the organism in Eukaryota, Metazoa, Chordata, Aves, Galliformes, Numididae. The transcript has 7 exons. The record is from RefSeq and is a predicted model, not a curated record. The coding region runs from base 39 to 707 and encodes 222 amino acids.
CGCUCUAGCGUCAGAGCGCCCCGCCCCGCCCCGCCGCCAUGCCCAAGGUGGUGUCGCGCUCCGUCGUCUGCUCCGAUACCCGCGACCGCGAGGAGUAUGAUGAUGGCGAGAAACCGCUGCACGUCUACUACUGCCUGUGUGGGCAGAUGGUGCUGGUGCUGGACUGCCAGCUGGAGAAGCUCCCUAUGCGGCCGCGGGAUCGCGCCCGGGUGAUUGACGCCGCCAAGCACGCGCACAAGUUCUGCAACGCCGAGGAGGAGGAGACGGUCUUCCUGCGAAGACCCGAAGGCAUAGAGCGGCAGUUCCGGAAGAAGUGUGGCAAGUGCGGGCUACUGCUUUUCUACCAGCACCAACAGAAGAACGCUCCGGUGACUUUCAUUGUCGAUGGUGCCGUGGUCAAGUUUGGACAGGGCUUCGGGAAAACCAAUAUAUAUACACAGAAGCAGGAACCUCCCAAAAAGGUGAUGAUGACCAAACGGACCAAAGACAUGGGCAAGUUCAGUUCUGUUACCGUUUCCACAAUUGAUGAAGAGGAAGAGGAGAUUGAAGCAAGGGAGAUUGCGGAUUCCUAUGCACAGAAUGCAAAAGUGAUUGAGAAACAGCUGGAACGCAAGGGAAUGAGCAAAAGAAGGCUACAGGAGUUGGCUGAGUUGGAAGCCAAGAAAGCCAAGAUGAAAGGAACGCUGAUAGAUAACCAGUUCAAAUGAAGCACUCCACAUCUGCUGUGUCUUUGGAGACAAGUGGAAGCUACCAGAAGCUAUUGCAGGUCUGUCAGCAAACGCAACAUUCAAGAGCAGCGUGCUGCAACCAGCUUAGAAGAUGACUACCUCUGUGGUGUAGCUGGUACUCUGCUAUGAAUUUUAAUAAUUGAAAUAGCACUGGAAACUUUGCUGAAACUGAAUCUCUACACAAUGACAAGCUGUUGCAGCCAGAACAUUUACUUUUCAGAAAAUCUUUGCUGGGUGCCUUUCUGAGUUCAGUACACCUUUAGAUAGCUGUCUUUUCAUUUUGAUGGUUUUGACAUGUAUAGGAAACCCAUAAAUCUAUUAGACAGGUCAACUGUAGAGCAAAAUCAUUACAAAAGUAAGCUUUGUUCAUUUGGGUCUUUUAAGAUGUGUCUAGACAUGCAGCAUCCUUAGAGGUGUGCCUUGUCAGCCCAGGCUGAGCCGUUGCUCAGGAGGUUUGGGGAGCCUGAGCAUCAGGCAGGCUGUCACAGGUAGCCAGCAUGUGCAUUGGCCAUUGCUCUGAUUCUUAGCCACUGCUGAAUGUUGGAAAACUGCAGCUGUAUGGAAUUACACUGCCAGCGACAGGAACAUGAAAUCCAGCCCUAUGUUAUACUACUGAAAACAAAUUACACGUCUAAGGAGUAUAAAUAUGUUUCUGGAAAGUACUGAUGUGACUGCUGAUGGUUUAAAGCAGAAUUCACUUACAUUUCUGAACUCACCUGUUCUGUAAAACCAUUGUUGGAGCUGUAGAACAUGAAGAAAACUGUUUUGAAUACAUUGACGCUUUCGGACUUGGACAAAGGCUAUUAAGAAUCAGUGCAUAAAAUCUUUGGGAAAUAAUAUUUUUUUAUCUUACAUGAUGUAAUAACAGUAUUUCCUAGCCCGUGUUGCUGCCACUCGGGAUUAAAUGCCAUUUAAUCUGAACUAAAA